GCCUUUUCCUUUUCCUCAACUGUCGAAGACGCUCUCUUACAUGUUCCCUUUACGUCGCUCGUCCCAUCCACUGGCAGCUCUGCGCCAAAAUCCUCUCCAUCACCUCCAUCGACUACGCCCCAUGCGUACUUCAGCGCAUUGAGGAGAUUUGGUCACCUUUCUCAUUAGUCAAGUAAAACACCAGCUUUCGCCCAUCACUUCAGUUCCCGCCAUUAAACUCCUUUCCUCUCUCUGUCUCUAUAUGCGUUCUGUUUCCACUCGUUCGUCAAUGGCACUUGUCGUAAAAUCUGCGAACAAUAAGGGCAAAACAGAUCCCAAAACCUCCUCUUCAAAGAAAGGCGACACCGGGCACUUAAAUCUGUCCAUCGCCGAUGGACCGAGCAUUGGACAAAGCGUGCAAUCCGGUAGAAUCCGAGUCCUCAAGGAAGGCAGAUCAUCAGGAAAGUGCCCCGUGAUCUACUGGAUGUUUCGUGAUCAACGGUCAAAAGACAACUGGGCCUUAAUCCACGCCGUCGAUCAGGCUAACAAGAUGGACGCACCCGUCGCGGUCGCAUUCAACUUGUUCGAUCAGUUCUUGGGAGCGAAAGCCCGUCAGUUAGGGUUCAUGCUGAGGGGACUGCGUGAGCUCGAACAGACUCUCAAGGCCUUGGAAAUUCCUUUUUUCUUGUUUCAGGCAAAGGCGGUGGAUACCAUACCGAAAUUUUUGAAUGAAUGCAACGCGUCGCUUCUAGUUAUGGAUUUUUCGCCAUUACGGGAAGUCCGGAAAUGGAAAGAUGAGAUUUGUAAGAAAGUAGGGGAGUCGGUAGCUGUGCAUGAAGUAGACACACAUAAUGUAGUGCCCAUUUGGGUUGCAUCGGAGAAAUUGGAGUACAGUGCAAGGACUAUCAGGACUAAGAUUCAUAAGUUGCUUCCAGAAUAUCUUAUUGAUUUUCCAAGUUUGCAACCUCCUAGUAGGAAAUGGAUGGCUGAGGGUCCCGCCAAGAUUGACUGGGAGAAACUUACUGCUGAUGUUUUGAGGAAAGGAGCAGAGGUCCCUGAACUGGAGUGGUGUGAACCAGGAGAACUUGCUGCAAUGGAAGUGCUCUUGGGAAGCACAAAUGGGUUCUUAACGACAAGACUAAAGAAUUACUCUAAUGAUCGAAACAACCCAUUAAAGCCUAAAGGGCUUUCGGGUCUCUCCCCGUAUUUGCACUUUGGGCAGAUAUCGUCACAGCGUUGUGCCUUGGUAGCGCGUACCUUUCGGAAAAUGCAUCCACAGUCAGUUGAUGCAUUCUUGGAAGAGAUGAUUGUGCGAAGGGAGCUGGCAGAUAACUUUUGCUUUUACCAGCCACAAUAUGACUCAGUACAAGGUGCAUGGGAAUGGGCUCAGAAAACUUUAAUGGACCAUGCUGCUGAUAAAAGAGACCAUCUUUACACGAAAGACCAGCUGGAAAAGGCAAAAACUGCUGAUCCUCUCUGGAAUGCAUCUCAAUUGGAGAUGGUCCACCAUGGAAAAAUGCAUGGAUUCAUGCGGAUGUAUUGGGCAAAGAAAAUUCUUGAAUGGACAAGUGGACCUGAAGAAGCUCUUUCAAUAGCAAUAUAUUUAAACGACAAGUAUGAAAUAGAUGGUAGGGAUCCAAAUGGAUAUGUUGGUUGUAUGUGGUCAAUUUGCGGUGUGCAUGAUCAGGGUUGGAAGGAGCGAGCAGUGUUUGGAAAGAUUCGUUACAUGAAUUAUGCUGGCUGCCAAAGGAAAUUUGAUGUUGAUGGCUACAUAUCAUACGUGAAGAGGCUGGUUGGUGAAACUAAGAAGAGGAAAAUAGACAACCCAGCAAAUCCAGCAUCCAAGGAAUCCAGAACGUUAGAGUCUGUAUGAUGAACAGAGGAAGUACAUAUGAGGCUGAAAUGCACUGAUUUACCCAUUUUUGCCUUCUGGUCUGAAUACAUUGCAAGGCCUCCUUCCUAGGAUCAGUUACAUUGGGCAGCUUACUGACCACCCCAACUUGACAAAAAAGAAAGGCAGUUGGGAGUGACCAUUGUCUAGAGCAUAGGGAAAGGGAGUAGGAGAUAAUUCAUAGAAACGCUGUUUUAAAGGUCCUUGCCUUGAUAUUGACUAAGAUUACCUUGAGAGCAUGUUGUAUUUUUCAAACAAGGUUAUUAUUGAUCGUCUCUUUCCCCAUAAAAAAAGGGUUGUAUUGUAUUGAUAAUUGUACUGAAACCUCAUAAUUAUUGCAUUUUCUUACCUUUUAUUUCACAUGGUAUUAUAACAA
Magnolia sinica is the source of this 2246-nucleotide messenger RNA. Its product is annotated as deoxyribodipyrimidine photo-lyase. The transcript has 9 exons. NCBI's taxonomy places the organism in Eukaryota, Viridiplantae, Streptophyta, Magnoliopsida, Magnoliales, Magnoliaceae. The coding region runs from base 242 to 1852 and encodes 536 amino acids. Gene Ontology annotation, molecular function: deoxyribodipyrimidine photo-lyase activity. Gene Ontology annotation, biological process: photoreactive repair. The record is from RefSeq and is a predicted model, not a curated record.